Ostreococcus lucimarinus CCE9901 is the source of this 936-nucleotide messenger RNA. RefSeq lists its product with no specific name. Gene Ontology annotation, cellular component: nucleus. Lineage: Eukaryota; Viridiplantae; Chlorophyta; Mamiellophyceae; Mamiellales; Bathycoccaceae. The record is from RefSeq and is a predicted model, not a curated record. The transcript has 3 exons. The coding region runs from base 1 to 936 and encodes 311 amino acids. Gene Ontology annotation, molecular function: 3'-tRNA processing endoribonuclease activity.
AUGAAGUCGAAUUUUAGCGGCGCGGAGUUGACGUUUCUCGGCACGUCGAGCGGGGCGCCGAGCUUUACGCGAAACGUCUCGUCGGUGGCGUUGAGGUUAGAGAACGAGGUUUGGUUGUUUGAUUGCGGUGAGGCGACGCAGCAUCAGUUGAUGCGGUCGAAGCUGAAGUAUGCGAAGAUCACGAGGAUUUUUAUCACGCACAUGCACGGGGACCACAUCUUCGGUUUGCCCGGGUUGAUUUGCGCGAUUAGCGGCGCGCGCACGGCGCACUCGAGGUCGUACGGUGGUUCUGUCGUGCCUUUGCACAUCAUAGGCCCGCCGGGGAUACGGCAGUUCAUUUACUCAUCCAUCACGUGGUCGAGAUCGGUGCUCGGGAUGCCGCUGAUCGUGACAGAGUUGAGGCAGCCUGCGCGCGCGAGCGGCGGCUCGCCCGCGGCGCACACCGAGCAGCUGCCGAUUUGGACCGCGUAUAACGAUGGAAACUUUUGCGUUCGCGCCUCGGUGCUGCGACAUCCCGUGCCGUGCUUCGGUUACGUCAUCGACGAGUGUGACGCCAGCGGUCGGCUCGACGCCGAGAAGUGUGUGGAGAUGGGACUGCCUCCAGGGCGCGAAUAUGCCAUGCUUAAAGCAGGGCAGUCGGUGACGACGAAGGAUGGACGCGUGAUUCGUCCCGAAGACGUCAUAGGCACGCCUCGACCGGGGCGUCGACUGGUGCAUCUCGGCGACACGUGCGACAGCAGCUCGAUGGUUUCCCUGGCGCAGGGUGCGGAUUCCUUAAUUCACGAAUCUACGUUUGAAGCAAAGAAAGUGUCAGAGGCGCUGUACAAAGGACACUCCACGGCGCGCAUGGCUGGGAAGUUUGCCGCGCAAGUCAACGCGCGCGCGUUGAUUUUAACGCAUUUUUCAAAUCGCUACGCCGGCGGCCUCUCAGCUUAA